CCACCACCACCACCCAUGGCGCGCCAUCCUAGGCCCCCCUCCCCGUCCCCCUCUCCGCCGCCCGCGCCCCCCUCCGGCCCGGACGCCGCCGCCUUCGACCCCGUCGAGGAGUGGCUCCUCGACUUCGACUUCGACUUCGACCAGGCCAUGGCGAGCGAGCUAGCCAAGAGCUUCUGCCUCGCCGACGACGCGGCGCCCGCUGGGGUUGAUUCUGCGUCGGUGCCCGAGGGCGGCGGAUUGGGCGUGGACCAAGUCGUCAAGGAGGAGGGCGAGGUGGAGGUCGCGGAGGAGGAGGGCGUCCCAUUGGAAGUCAAGAAGGAGGCCGUCAUGCUGCUGGGUGGUGGACUGGGCUGGGAGCUUGCCCCGGACCAGGCUCCCGUGUUGGGGACCGGCGAUUUGGUUGCUGGUUUGGAGCCAGUGAUUGAUGCUGAGAUGUGUACCGCAGCUGCCGGUGAUGCCGAGGCUAGUACCGUAGCUGCCGUACAUGCCGAGGCUCGUACCAUUGUCGAUGCUGAGAUGAGUACCGUAGCUGCUGUUGCUGCUGACACUUGUACCACCAUGGCUGCUGUUGAUGCUGAUACAGAUACUGGUGCCGUAGCUGCUGCUAAUGCUGAUACUAGUGCCGGGGCUUCUGUUGAUGCUGAGAUGAGUACCUUAGGUGCUGUUCAUGCAGAUGCUAAUACCAUAGCUGCUGCUGCUGCUGCUGCUGAUACUAGUACCAUAGCUGCUGUUGAUGCUGAGAUGAGUUCUGGGGCCGUGGUAAAUGAGGAAGUGGAGUGUGGAGGAGGCAAGGGGGAGGAGGAGAGCAAGGACAAAGAGUCGGAGAGCAGCGAGGAUGGGGAAUUAAGUGAAGCAUCAUCGAGCAGUGAUGAUGAGGAGCAGCCGGCCGAGAAUGAUGAGGAGUCAAGUGAAGCCUCAUCGAGCAGCGAUGAGGAAGUGCCGGUGGCCAAAAAACAUGGUGGUCGUACGGACAUGGAAGCCCUCCUUGAAGAGGGUGAGUUGAUGGUUGGAGUCGAGGAUGAUGAUGAGGAUGAAACACCAAAAGGUCCUAUCAAGUCCAAACAUGAAGUACAGGUACUUCCUCCAGUUCCAAAGAUUGAAGUGCAGUUGGAACCGCAUCAUAAGGCACUUCCAGUGGGAGCAAUUACAGCUAUCAUGGGGGAGAGAGUGAUUGUUGAAGGGUCAGUGGAACACAGUCCCCUGACUGAGGGUUCUAUACUCUGGAUAACUGAAAGCAGGACACCACUUGGUAUUGUUGAUGAAAUAUUUGGACCUGUAAAAAAUCCUUACUAUCUUGUGCGGUAUAACUCCGCGGAAGAAGUGCCUGCUGGGAUCGGUGCAGGAACUACUGUCUCUUUUGUUGCGGAGUUUGCUGAUCAUAUCCUAAAUAUGAAGGAACUAUAUGCCAAAGGCUAUGAUGAAUCUGCUGACCAUGAUGAGGAGGCAGAUGAACCUGAAUUCUCUGAUGAUGAGCAGGAGGCUGAGUACAGAAGAUCACAACGACUGGCAAAAAGGCAGACUGAUAGGCCGCAUGAUUCUAAGAAACCUUCUGGUGACAAGAAGAGGGCACAAACCAGAGGUGCUGGAUUUCGAAAUGACAUGCCACCGAGGAUCCACGAUACACAGACAUGUGAUCACCAGUCACAGCGUCGUUUCCACCAGUCGGAUAUGGCUGACAGAGUGGCACAUCAGUCGGGUCAACAAAAUUCUCCGAUGAGUACACCAAGAAGGGACAUGCCACCUAGAAUCCAUGACGCAUCCACACCAGAUCGCCGACCACAGCCUCGAUUUCACCGGUCUGAUACUGCUGUUGCUGAUAGCACAACACGACAAUCGGGUCCUCAAAACUUCCCUAUGAGUGCACCAACAAUGCUGCCAUCAAUCUCAAUGAAUCAUGCUAUGCCAUCACCUGUUCAACUUGCGAAUCAGAUGGGCAGUUGCUUCAUCAAUCCAUCACAGCAGUUCUCCCAGCAGCCAAAUAUGGUUUGGCCUGGCGGGCUUCCACCUGCAGGGCAGCCAAACAUGGGAGUUGACGGAGCUGCUCUUGCAGCUAAUAUUAUGCAGAAUAUACUUAUGGGAGCCAACCAGUUCCAGCAGUAUUUACAGAAUCAGAACUUUGGUGGCUUCCCAAACGGAAUGCCCAUGGCCCAACCACAAUUUAUGCCAGGGGGCACAAUGAGUGCAAAUAUGAUGCCAUUUGGUGGACCAAUGGUAAAUCAUCCUUUUGGUCAGGCAUCUCAAUUUCCUAUGGGGCAAGGCAACUUUGGCCAGUUUCCACACAUGGCUGGCAACCAAGGGCAGCCUGCUGGAUUUCCGAACACCCAAGGAUUUGGACGCGUCCCAUCACAGCAUGAAGAUGGAGAUCAGUCUCCUGGAUUUGCAAACAUGCAAGGAUAUGGGCGCCUCCCAUCACCACAUGGAGAUGGAGGUCAGCCUCCUAUGCAAUUCAAUUCCCUACCAUCACCCCAUGGAGAUGGAGGUCAGCCUCCUAUGCAAUUCAAUUCCCUACCAUCGCCCCAUGGGGAUGGAGGUCAGCCUCCUAUGCAGUUCAAUUCCCCACCUUCACCCCGUGGAGAUGGAGGUCAGCCUCGUAUGCAAUUCAAUUCUGGGCAGUUUAAUCAGGGGAACUCGUCCUUCCGUGGCAGAAGGCCGCAGCAACGCGGAGGCCGGCAUUCGCCAGGGAGAGGUGGUGGUGGCGGCCGGCAUCGCAAGUAGUUAGCCAAUGGUGGUACUUUCACCCCUGGUGUAAUUUUGACUCUGUGUUGGAUGAAUUUGGGUUAAAUUCACAAGCAUGCUGCUCCCAUGUACUCACAAACUAGAGGUGUAACCGAUUCCCUGUAACACGUGAGUUAUUGCUUGUUGUAAUACCCAUCCAUCCAUGAUAUCUUUGAUGAGGUGUCCUGUGUCUGUUCCACUGACAAUGACAAAGGAUCCUGUUGCCUAUGUGGAAUUUGAUGCGUUUCUUUUUGGCCA
Molecule: messenger RNA, 2973 nt
Organism: Hordeum vulgare subsp. vulgare (domesticated barley)
Lineage: Eukaryota; Viridiplantae; Streptophyta; Magnoliopsida; Poales; Poaceae
Exons: 3
Coding region: 16-2715 (899 amino acids)
Biological process (GO): ribosome biogenesis; pseudouridine synthesis; box H/ACA snoRNP assembly
Cellular component (GO): sno(s)RNA-containing ribonucleoprotein complex
Molecular function (GO): RNA binding
Source: RefSeq, a predicted model, not a curated record